Molecule: messenger RNA, 6011 nt
Organism: Drosophila santomea
Lineage: Eukaryota; Metazoa; Arthropoda; Insecta; Diptera; Drosophilidae
Product: putative neural-cadherin 2
Exons: 14
Coding region: 502-4692 (1396 amino acids)
Biological process (GO): homophilic cell-cell adhesion
Cellular component (GO): catenin complex; plasma membrane
Molecular function (GO): cadherin binding; calcium ion binding
Source: RefSeq, a predicted model, not a curated record
UCGGCAUCCGAGAGCCCGAAAAAAAUAUGUGUGUGCACUUUCCGAGUGGCUGAGUUGUGAAAAGCAUGAAAAAUUACACCGAAAUCUAGUCGCUGAGUGCAAAAUGAUAGCUUGAGUUGUGCAAACAAAAUAUUAAUGCCAACUACUAUGAAACACGCGCAGCGUUUUGAUUUGUGUGAACGCCAUAAAAGUGCACAGCGCAAAUUGCAAAAAUACCUCAAAGGCAACAACCACCGCAGCAACUCAUUAAAACUAGUGCAAAUCAACAAAGGGAACGGCAAAGCCGGAAAGCUCGAGAAUCGCGAGCUGGCACAGGCAAACUUAUCAUUUUAAUCACAGGAAAUUGCGGAAAGGUGUCGCUGCAGAAGAAAGAAACCACCCAGGAAAACACCUGGCCACCCAAAUCGACGCAAAUUAAUUGCUUAACGCUUUGCGACUUUCAGCAGUUUGUUCACUUACAGCCGCCGAAAUAGCUUUCGCUGCCACUGCAACUGCGUAGUUAUGGUCGAUCCAUUAAAAAUCUUUUGGGUUCUGACAAAUAGCACCUAUUUGGUUACAAAAUUUGUACGCAUUGGUAUUGCCGACAAAAACGAUUCACCGCCAUAUUUCGAUAGAUUUCUGUACGAGACUGAAAUCGAUGAAAAUGCCGAUUUGCAGAGCACCGUCCUCACUGUCAACGCCAAGGAUCACAAUGAGUCGACGAAUAUUCGAUACCAGAUCACAGGCGGUAACAUAGGCAAUGCAUUUGCCGUACAGAACACCACCGGUGUCAUUUACGUGGCAAGUCCACUUGACUACGAAACGAGGCCAAGGUACGAACUGCGCCUGGAGGCAACUCGGAAUCGCAAAAAUAAUUACACCACCGUUGUGAUCAACGUUCGCGAUGUCAACGAUAAUCCACCGGUAUUCGAUCGUCAAACAUAUCGUACACAAAUCACUGAGGAAGACGAUCGCAAUCUGCCCAAACGCAUUCUGCAGGUCACAGCCACCGAUGGCGAUGUAGAUAGACCAAUAAAUAUUGUAUAUUUCCUGACUGGCCAGGGCAUCGACCCUGAUAACCCAGCGAAUAGUAAAUUUGAUAUAAAUCGCACGACGGGCGAUAUUUUUGUUCUCAAGCCCCUGGACAGAGAUCAGCCGAAUGGGAGGCCACAGUGGCGCUUCACAGUAUUUGCCCAGGACGAGGGCGGCGAGGGGCUAGUAGGCUAUGCGGACAUCCAGGUGAACCUAAAGGACAUCAACGACAAUGCGCCGCAGUUUCCGCAGGGCAUCUACUUCGGCAACGUGACCGAGAACGGCACCGCCGGCAGUUCGGUGAUGACCAUGUCCGCCGUCGACUACGACGAUCCCAACGAGAGCACCAACGCCAAGCUAAUCUACUCGAUUGAGAAGAACGUCAUCGAAGAGGAGACGGGGGCGCCCAUCUUCGAAAUCGAGCCGGAGACGGGACUCAUCAAAACGGCUGUCUGCUGUCUGGACAGGGAGCGAACGCCCGACUACUCCAUCCAGGUGGUGGCAAUGGACGGCGGUGGACUUAAAGGUACUGGCACCGCCUCCAUUCGCGUCAAGGACCUCAACGACAUGCCGCCGCAGUUCACCAAGGACGAGUGGGUUACGGAGGUGGACGAAACGAAUGGCACUUACAUCCCAGAGACGCCCAUUCUCACGGUGACGGUUCAGGACGAGGACGAAACGAACACAUUCCAAUACAAGGUGGUGCCGAACAGUGGUUUCGGGGCGGAUAAGUUUGCGAUGGUUCGGAAUGGCGAUGGAACGGGCUCACUGAAAAUCAUACAGCCCUUGGACUACGAGGAUCCGCUGCAAAGUAGCGGAUUCCGGUUCCGCAUUCAGGUCAACGAUAAAGGCGACGAUGGACCCGGUGGAAGUGACAAGUAUCAUGUGGCCUAUUCCUGGGUGGUGGUGAAGCUGCGAGACAUUAACGACAAUGUGCCAAAAUUCGAUCGGGAGCACAUCGAGGUUUCCAUCUAUGAGGAUACGAAAGUAGGAACCAUUCUCGAGCAAUUUAAGGCCACGGAUGCCGACCAGGGGGGUCACUCCAAAGUAGCUUACAAAAUAGUUCGUGCCACAAAUCGGAAGAGACAAUUUGCCAUUAGUGAUAGAGGAGCAGUGAGCAUACAACGACCUUUGGAUCGGGAAACUCAGGAUAGGCACCACAUUCAGAUUUUAGCCAUUGACGAUGGAAGCCCUGCUCGAACGGCAACCGCAACUCUGACCGUGAUAGUUAAGGAUGUCAAUGAUAAUGCACCGACUUUCGCCCAGGAUUAUAGGCCCACCUUACCUGAGAAUGUGUCUGGUAAAAAAAUUCUGGAGGUGGCAGCCAAGGAUCCCGAUGACCGACUAAGGGGCAAUGGGGGACCCUUCACCUUUCGACUGGAUCCUUUGGCCAGCGACGAAAUAAGAGCGGGCUUUAAAGUGGAGUAUGACCGAAAAAAACUGGUCGAGAAAAUUGAAAAACUUGCUGUCAAUGUCAGCGACAGCAUUCAAGUGACACCUUCGGGAACUUUGGAGCUGAGGGUAAAGACGAAGAAAACCCUGGAUGAUGGUGUCUGGCAUCGCUUGGAUAUUUUUUGGGAUUCCGAAAAUGUCCGCAUGGUCGUGGACUUCUGUCGCACUGCUUUGGUCUCCGAAAUGGAGGAUGGCACUCCGCCGGAAUUCGAUGAUAAUGCCUGCCAGGCGAGAGGACAAAUUCCCCCCUUCGCUGAGUCCCUGAAUCUGAAUCAACCCCUUCAGCUGGGCGGACUCUAUAGACAGCACUUCGAUCAAACCCUGUACAAUUGGCAGUAUGCCUUUAGCUCGAAGGGCUUUGAUGGUUGUAUACGCAACGUUAUCCACAACUCAGAGCACUACGAUUUGGCUUUUCCCGCUUUGGCCAGGAAUAGUUUUCCCGCCUGUCCGCAGACCGACGAAGUUUGCCUGAAAACCGAGCACACAGCUCGUUGUUGGGAGCAUGGAAAUUGUGUGGCCAGCUUGGUUCAGGCCAAGUGCCACUGCCAGCCGGGUUGGAUGGGUCCUGGCUGUAAUGUACCCACCAUUCCUACGACUUUCAAGGCCCAGAGCUAUGUGAAAUUCGCCCUCAGCUUUGAGCCCGACAGAUUUUCCACCCAGUUGCAGCUGAGAUUUCGAACUCGAGAGCAGGGAGGCGAACUUUUCCGGGUUAGUGAUCAACACCACAGGGAGUACGCCAUCCUGGAACUUCGAAGGGGCCACCUCCAGUUCCGCUACAAUCUGAACUCCAUCAGAAACGAGGAGCAGCUGCUGACCCUAACCGCAAUCGCAGUGAACGACGGCCAGUGGCAUGUGAUUCGCAUUAGUCGAUAUGGAUCGGCAGCUCUAAUGGAACUGGAUGGCGGGGAGUCGAGGCGGUACAACGAGUCCUUUCACUUCACAGGACACCAGUGGCUGAGUAUCGACAAGCAGGAGGGUGUUUAUGCGGGCGGCAAGGCCGAGUAUACGGGAAUCAAGACCUUUGAGGUGCAAUCCGAUUUUCAAAGAAGCUGCUUGGACGACAUCAGGCUGGAUGGAAAACACUUGCCCCUGCCGCCCGCCAUGAAUGGCACCCAAUGGGGCCAGGCGACGAUGGCCCGCAACCUGGAGCGGAACUGCCCCUCGAACAGGCCGUGCUCGAAUGUCAUCUGCCCCGAUCCCUUUGACUGCGUCGACUUGUGGAACGAGUACGAGUGCACCUGCAGCGAGGGGCGCAUCAUGUCCUCGGACACCAAGGGAUGUGUGGACCGCAACGAGUGCCUGGACCUGCCCUGUCUGAACGGAGCCACCUGCAUCAAUCUGGAGCCCCGGCUCCGGUAUCGAUGCAUUUGCCCGGAGGGCUACUGGGGCGAAAAUUGCGAGCUGGUGCAGGAGGGACAGCGCCUGAAGCUGAGCAUGGGCGCCCUGGGGGCCAUAUUCGUUUGCCUGAUUAUCAUACUGAUUCUCGCACUGAUCUUCGUGCUAUAUAGUCGCAAACGCAAGACGACCAAGAAGAAGAAGCGCUCCGGACCCGAGAAGGAUGUCCGGGAGACGGUAAUCAGCUACGAGGACGAGGGCGGCGGCGAGGACGACAUGACGGCCUUCGACAUCACGCCACUGCAAAUACCAAUCAGCGCACAGGGAGGACCGCCGGACAUUGCCGCCUGCAAGAUGCCCAUAAUCUACCCCGUGAUGACGCUGCUGCCACCUGGCCAGGAGCUGAACGUGGCCUAUCUGAUGGAGGAGCGGAAGCAGCGCAUCGACAAGGACAACAACGCACCGCCCUUCGACGACCUGCGGAACUUCACCUUCGAGGGCAGCGGCAGCAUCGCCGAGUCGCUGAGUUCGCUGGCCUCUGGCACCGAUGAUGAGAAUCAAGACUUUAACUAUCUACAGAACUGGGGUCCACGUUUCAAUGCCCUGGCCGCCAUGUACGUGCACGACAAGGCGAAAGCCAACCAGCUGCCGUCGGAUGGCGGAGGAGGAUCUGGAGAUGGACCUGGAGCUGGAGCUGGCGCUGGAGCCUCAUCAUCAUCGCCGCUGGGAGGCAGUGGGACAGGAGGCGGAGGCGGAGGAGGAGGUGGAUCUGGGACUACAGGCAAUGUGCUUGCAGUGGUGGCGACGGGAAGUGGAGCAGGUCCUGGAGGCGGCGGCUGCGGAGGUAUCAGUGGGUUAAUGCCACUGCCCGAUGUCGACAAAGUUGUAUUAUAAAAAUAAAUAGUUAAGUUGUAGUUAAAACGAUGUUUCAGCUGUAAGCACGAUGAUGGGGGAAAUCCCCAGAACGAAGCAGGUGUUUUGUGUGUUCGUGUGUCAGGUUAGGGUUAAUUGUAUGUACAUGUGGCUAACUGUGGAAUUUAAGACUAACUUAAGGUUUUAUGUGUUUCUCACAUAUACGAUGCUAGCUGAUCCUCGGAGAAGGACACUUCCUUUACUAUUUGCUCAAGCUCCUCGAUUGAGACCGUUUUGUUAGGAAAAGAAAGGAAAAUAAUCCUUGCUGUUAAGUUUCAAUAUUAGGAAAUGUGUGAGUCUGUUAAAAAUGAUUUAAAUAAGUAUUCAAUUAUGUAUACUUUAUUCAACCAGUUUUUAAAACUUUAAGACUACAGAUAAUCCUCUGAAAAGCGAAUGCGUAUAACAUUCCCUGGCCACCUUCUUUCGAACAUCCUUCUGUGUCUUCCUUUCAAAGCUCAUCUUCUCGAUGAAAUUCAACUGAACCAACUGAGAAAUCGAUGAAUAGUUCUACGAAUUAAAUUAUAUGAUUACACUAAGCAUACUACAAUGAAAAAGAGUUUAUAAAACUUGCUAUACGUUAGUUAAAGACCAUGUACUAUAAAUACGCCGUUAACUCUCUAGAACGUAAGUUGAACCAAACUAAACCGGAAUUCGGACAAUUCCCAGAAAAUGUUGAGCGUUGCAAAAUUUUGUGAGCCGCCGACUGGGGAACGUGACCGAAUGCCACCGAGCCAGGUGGCACCUGAAAACCGGGAAAGCCGGAAAAGCAGGAAAAGACGGCCUGGAAAACAUGCGCUGAAAACUGCGACCUAACCCACGCAGCCACAAAAGUUUGCAGAACGGGGUGGAAAUUUAAUAAAAGUACGAAAAUCAUAACUAACUUUGGUGAAAAUGAAAGGUAAAGGUAAAUCGGAAGGGAAGCUCUACUGUAACAUAAUUUUGUACAUAUUCAAUUCUGUAAUUUUACGACUAAAUUAAUGGCUACUAUAGCAUAGAAAUGAAAACAAAACCAAACAACUAAUAGACUAAUUAACAACAAUUAAACCUACAUUUAAUUACCGAUUACCGACAAAAGGAAACCGAACCCAAAUACGAGUGUUGAUCAAACCAAUUUCAUAUUUCUGCAUUUACUAGCAACUACACAACCAACCGUACAGAAAAUGAAAGUAUUAAGAACAAUAUUGUAAUAUGUAUUAAAGUAUGAGUCAUAAACGAAGCAAAUGGUUAAUUACAUUUACGUUAGUUAAUGGACAAUUUGUUAGUAGCUAGCAUCUAAGCAUAAUUUUUUAAAAAUCAAUAAA